This is a messenger RNA of Sardina pilchardus (European sardine), 693 nucleotides long. It is a transcript of the gene myo1ea, whose product is annotated as myosin IEa. Gene Ontology annotation, cellular component: actin filament; myosin complex; lamellipodium. Lineage: Eukaryota; Metazoa; Chordata; Actinopteri; Clupeiformes; Clupeidae. The record is from RefSeq and is a predicted model, not a curated record. Gene Ontology annotation, biological process: lamellipodium morphogenesis; intracellular signal transduction; actin filament-based movement. Gene Ontology annotation, molecular function: ATP hydrolysis activity; GTPase activator activity; actin filament binding.
GCGACGGUAGUCUGUGCCACUGCGCGUCGAGAUCACAGCUCGAACGCAGCUCCGCAGUAUGGACAGGGGAUACGGGUCCUGAGGACAUUCAAUCCGACAUUUUCAGGGAAAACAUCUGGCUUAUUGCUGUGCACUGGACUUUGUCGCCUCUUUGAAUCCACGGACUGGUAUUUGGAAAAGGACACAUUUUCAGAAAAUACACCUGUUUGUCACAUCGAUCGUCUUUAGCCUGCGUGCCAUUCACUGAGGACUGCUUGUUUACCCAAAGCCAAAAUGGGGAGCCGGGGCCACUACCGGUACCACUGGCAGUCUCACAAUGUGAAGCAGAGCGGCGUGGACGACAUGGUGCUUCUGUCCAAGAUCAGCGAGGACGCCAUCGUGGAGAACCUCAAGAAGAGAUACAUGGACGACUUCAUAUUCACAUACAUCGGGCCGGUGCUGAUCUCCGUCAACCCCUUCAAGCAGAUGCCCUACUUUGGGGACAAGGAGGUGGAGAUGUACCAGGGCGCUGCGCAGUAUGAGAACCCUCCCCACAUCUACGCUCUGGCGGACAACAUGUACCGCAACAUGAUGAUCGACCGUGAGAACCAGUGUGUCAUCAUCAGUGGCGAGAGUGGAGCGGGGAAGACCGUGGCAGCCAAGUACAUCAUGGGCUACAUCUCCAGGGUGUCGGGCGGAGGACCCAGGGUCCAG